This is a messenger RNA of Emiliania huxleyi CCMP1516, 648 nucleotides long. RefSeq lists its product as hypothetical. Lineage: Eukaryota; Haptophyta; Isochrysidales; Noelaerhabdaceae. Gene Ontology annotation, molecular function: transcription cis-regulatory region binding. The record is from RefSeq and is a predicted model, not a curated record. Gene Ontology annotation, cellular component: Set1C/COMPASS complex. The transcript is spliced from 3 exons. The annotation marks the transcript as partial.
GAGUUCAUCGUCGAGGAGGAGCGGACGCGCGUGCCUUCGGCGGGCUCGAGCAUCUCCUUCUUCAAGAACGGCGUCCCGCAAGGUGUGUGGGCCGAGGUGUACUACCCGGCCGCCUCGCUGUACAAGGCGGCCGUCGCAACCUUCAACUUUGGCCCCACCUUCGAGUUCCCGCCGCAGGGCCUGCAGGACGCGCGCCCGAUGAGUGAGCUUCCAGGCGAGCUGCUGCCCUGCUGCCCGGUGGCGACGGACGACGCGGACGAGGGGGGCGGCGGCGGCGGCGGCGGCGGCGGCAUGUUUGGCGACAUGGCGGGCUUGGUGGGCUCGCUCUCUUCGGCGGCGGGCGUGCCUGCCGAGGCAGGGGCGGCCGGGGCGGCCGGGGCGGCGGAAUCCGUCGAGGGGGAGGAGGCGGCGGAUGGGAGCGCGAGCGAGACGGCGGCGGAGGGCGUGAGCGAGGCCUCUGAGACGGCGUUUGGAGAUCUGACCGAGGAGUCCAUCACCAACGCGGAAUCCGUCACUGACGGCGAGCCCGGGGGGCCGGCGUCGGCGCUUGCAGGAGACGGUUCCGUUCUCCCGCCCGCCAAGCGGCAGCGGCAGGACGAGUCGCAUCUCGAGGCCACCGAUUCGGAGGAGGAGAGGGGGGGCCAGUGA